Messenger RNA from Anthostomella pinea, 1323 nucleotides. NCBI's taxonomy places the organism in Eukaryota, Fungi, Ascomycota, Sordariomycetes, Xylariales, Xylariaceae. The record is from the annotation of a GenBank genome assembly.
AUGUCGGACGAGGGCGAACAGCACAACCUCUCGACCCUCUUCACCACCCGCGGCCCUCUCCCUCUCCCUCUUUCAGACCCCAUACCUCUCCUAGACCCCAUAAGCCUCCCACCAGCAGCGGAGCCUGACAUCCCACCACUAGCGAUGCCUGACAUCCCACCACCAUCGAUGCCUGAUAUCCCACCACCAGCGAUGCCUGACAUGCCGCCACCCCCACGACCACGCAAGGCAGUCCCGGCAUUUGUCACCGCGCCGUCCAUGUUGGCAUUACCCGAGGAACGACCUACCAUUGAAAAAGAGGAUGAGGAGAUACCAAUGGAAGGUGCCUUCGCCACUGAAGAUGAAUGGAGCGAUGAGGAUGAAAACCUAUUCGUUCCAAAACAUGCUGAUUACGUAAAGAUAUUGGACAAACACAGAGCUGAAUGGAGAGACACCAUUAUGCAAAAACUGGGCCCAGACAUCGGCCAUCCCUACUUGGGCUUUCAUUCGCUGCCAGCCAGAGUUCGCGCGAAGGGGGUAGUCCGUCUGGAAAUGCGUGGGCGCCAGUGUCCCGGUUUGAUGCCGACACUCACCGUGGGCCUACCUAUGGAGGUGAUACCGGCAAGGUGGUUCGUCAGCAAACGAGGGAAACAGGUCCUCAUCGACAAUGAAGGGAGACCGAUCCUCGCCAGACAGACCUCGAAGCAAAGACUGAGAACCUGGGCCCUCCAGAAGUGUGCCGUGGUAUUGAGAAAACAGCAUCCCUCCCUGGAGGAUUUCGCGAUUGCGUUUGGACCUCUGGGGCACGUACCCAUUGGUUAUUCGCAUCCCAGAUAUAUCUGGUUGCCUGAAGAUAAAGACGAGGAGGGCUGGGCCCGGUACGAGUACACGGAUGUCCAGGCCCUCCAGAAGUGGUAUUUCAGAGCCAAGAGGUUGCGUCCGAGGGUUGCAAAAGCCCGACCAAACGUCGCCCAGCCCAGCCCACAGGCCACCGAGCUACGCUCAGCACAGGUCGUCGAGGCCCUCGAGAAGUGGAAUUCGAGAGCCCAUUUAAGUCCGACGGAGGUUCAAGAAGCCCUAUCAGACCUCACCGAGCCCCGCCCACAGGCCCCCAAGCUACGGCACAUGGACGAGCCGCUCCAGCCACGCCCAGCACAGGUCAGUGGCACAAGCCGAGGGACGUGGGCGGAACGGAAAGCAAAACGGAGAAGGAUAAAACUAAAGGCUUUGGAAGACAGGAUAUUACGUCGCGUCAUGGCGGAGAUGAGUCGCGUCCUGGCAGAGAUGGGGCGCCGCCAGCGAGCGGGAAGACGACGGUCAGCAGAUCAAAUGGGCUCACCAUGA